UCACGUGAGUGCUGGGCGUGGCGCGCCAUGGCACCCGCCCUCCUCCCCCUCGUCCCUUCGCCUCCUUAUCCAAAGCCACCACGGCUAUGCCACAAACCAACCCCCGCGCGUCCGCUCUGCCGGUGCGACGCCACACGCCGCGAGUUCACUUCCUACACUGCCUCCGUUGCCGCCUCCGCCGCAGCCUCAAUGAGCCCCGCCGCAGCUACUGCGGCAGAUGAGGCGCUCCCUUCGGUGGCACAGUCACCGACGCCUCACCCCCCGAACGGAGGGGCUACCCCGUUGCUGGUCGGCAUCGCAAACACGAGGUCGUGGUCGCAGUACUACGGCAGCGGCUUCUCCAUCCGCGUGCCGCCGUCCUUCGACGACGUCUUGGAGCCCGAGGAUUUCAGCGCCGCGAUGACCUAUUAUGGCGACAAGGCCAAGGUCAGGGCGUACGCAGCUCGGUUCGCAUCUCCAGAUAGGUCAGAACUUGUAAGUGUGGUAAUCAAGCCAUCCAAUCAGCUCAAGAUCACAUUCCUAGAGGCCAAAGAUAUAACGGAGUUGGGCACUCUAAAGGAGGCAUCCAAGUUAUUUGUACCUGGCAGUGCAAAAAUAUACUCAGCUCGAACAAUUAAAGUUAAGGAUCAGGAGGGUAUAAGGAUGUAUUACUUCUAUGAAUUUGGUUUUGACAAACAACAUGUUGCUCUAAUGGCCACCGUGGAUAGUGGGAAGACAUAUAUCGCUGCUGCCACUGCUCCAGAGACGAGGUGGGAGACAGAUGGAGUGACGCUGCGUUCGGCUGCUGUAUCUAUGUCUCUUGCAUGAUUUUGCAAAACAGAACGGAGAACACCAACUAUUAUCAUUAUAUAUUACAACUGCGGUAUUACAACAUCUUGAGUAGAGUUAUCCGUUUUUGUUCUAAAAUUGACUCCCAGUCCAGCGCCCGCUCCAAGCCACAUUUCAAAUGGCUGGCCAUCAGCUUGAAGUCGAUCAAGAAUAAUGAGUUUACAAUCCUCUAUGACACUAAGCUCCCUAAUUUUAAAGGCCUCACAAUCAAUUGAAGUCUUCAAGUUAAAAUUGGAUCAUUGGAUUUUGACCGGCUCAUAAACUUUCAAGGAGCUCUAUCAUUCUAUUCUUUUAAGCUUUCUAAUUUUAGAGGCCUCCUAAUAUAUUAAGGACUUUAAUUUAGAAUUGGGUCACUCAAUUUUGACUGGGUCAAUAAUUUCUUAAUGAGCUCUCAUUUCAUUCUUUUAA
Molecule: messenger RNA, 1236 nt
Organism: Hordeum vulgare subsp. vulgare (domesticated barley)
Lineage: Eukaryota; Viridiplantae; Streptophyta; Magnoliopsida; Poales; Poaceae
Exons: 7
Coding region: 28-807 (259 amino acids)
Cellular component (GO): chloroplast
Source: RefSeq, a predicted model, not a curated record